AUGGAUGCUAAAGCUAUUAAUAUCCUAAUAGUGGUAAUACUAGAUACAGGUAGUUGUUGGGCAUUCUCAACAGUUGUUGGAGUUGAAGGUAUAAACCAAAUCAAAACAAAGAAGUUAGUUUCUUUGUCCGAACAAGAGCUGGUUGACUGUGACACCAAGGAAAAUCAAGGCUGUAAUGGAGGGCUGAUGGAUUAUGCAUACAAGUUCAUCAAACAGAAGGGAGGCUUAAAUACGGAGGAUAACUAUCCUUACACAGCCGAAGACGGAACUUGUGAUGCUUCAAAGGAGAAUUCUCCAGUAGUCUCAAUUGAUGGACACGAGAACGUACCUGCUAAUGAUGAGGAUGCACUGCUGAAAACCGUAGCUAACCAACCUGUGUAUGUCGGCAUAGAUGCCGGAGGUUCUGGUUUCCAGUUCUACUCAGAGGGAGUAUUUAGUGGAGACUGCGGCACUGAACUGGAUCAUGGGGUGGCAAUAGUGGGCUACGGAACAACCCUUGAUGGGACAAAAUACUGGACAGUAAAGAACUCAUGGGGUCCUGAAUGGGGAGAGAAGGGUUACAUCAGGAUGCAGCGUGGCAUCUCUGCAAAUGAGGGACUGUGUGGUAUAGCGAUGCAGGCCUCGUAUCCUAUCAAAACCUCCUCAAAUAACCCUAAAGGACCUCCAUCUCCUCCUAAGGAUGAACUCUGAACCACAUUGAUACCAUAUAUUAAGCACUGCUUUUCAGUCUCAGCCGCUAUUUCAUCUCUGCUAAAGUUGCAUCCCUCAUCUCCCCAUAAAAGUACAUAAUUUGUGAGACUGAUUUGAUGAUGGUCUCAUCUAAUGUAUCUCCUUAACUCUUUCAGGAUUUUGAGGAUUAAAUAAAUUAUUUUCAACUCUCUUC
Molecule: messenger RNA, 883 nt
Organism: Cornus florida
Lineage: Eukaryota; Viridiplantae; Streptophyta; Magnoliopsida; Cornales; Cornaceae
Product: vignain-like
Exons: 4
Coding region: 1-690 (229 amino acids)
Cellular component (GO): lysosome
Molecular function (GO): cysteine-type endopeptidase activity
Source: RefSeq, a predicted model, not a curated record